Molecule: messenger RNA, 2063 nt
Organism: Mastomys coucha (southern multimammate mouse)
Lineage: Eukaryota; Metazoa; Chordata; Mammalia; Rodentia; Muridae
Gene: Dmbx1
Product: diencephalon/mesencephalon homeobox 1
Exons: 5
Coding region: 444-1574 (376 amino acids)
Biological process (GO): regulation of transcription by RNA polymerase II
Molecular function (GO): RNA polymerase II transcription regulatory region sequence-specific DNA binding; DNA-binding transcription factor activity, RNA polymerase II-specific
Source: RefSeq, a predicted model, not a curated record
GGGCCCGGGGCCGGGCGGGACUGGGAGGGCGCGGGCAGUCUGCUCCGGGGUCCUCCUCCGCGUUUGCGGUCCUGUAGUCCGGGACUCGCUGGGAGGAUCGGAAAGUUUGUAGAGGGUGAGAGACUUGGAAGGCGACAGACUCUUGAGCCUUAGGGGAGAGGAGAUCCGAGGCAGGAUGAGGGAGCUGCAGGGGGAGAAAGAGGGAGCGAUCCCCAGUGCCGGACACGAAGCCGGGGAGACAGAAGGAAAGAACUAGAAAUUCCAAGGCAGAGAGGAGGGCAAGUCGUGGGUAGAAAAAGCGCUGAGGCGGAGACGGAAGCCUCGGCCGCCGAGACGCAGGCACCCGCAGAGAACGCUUCGGAUCCGUCACGGUUUUGCCUCAUUUGGAAGAUAUUACUUCGCCCCUGAAAAAAAAAAUAAAUACAAAAAAGGCGGAUGCCGCCAUGCAGCACUAUGGGGUGAAUGGCUACUCCCUACAUGCUAUGAACUCACUCAGCGCCAUGUACAACCUGCAUCAGCAGGCAGCCCAGCAGGCCCAGCAUGCCCCUGACUACCGGCCAUCAGUGCAUGCGCUUACAUUGGCUGAGCGCCUAGCUGACAUCAUCUUGGAGGCCCGCUAUGGCUCCCAGCACCGUAAACAGCGUAGGAGUCGCACGGCGUUCACAGCCCAGCAGCUUGAGGCCCUGGAAAAGACUUUCCAGAAGACCCAUUACCCAGACGUGGUGAUGCGCGAGAGGCUGGCCAUGUGUACCAAUCUGCCUGAGGCCCGUGUGCAGGUGUGGUUUAAGAACCGCAGGGCCAAGUUCCGAAAGAAGCAGCGCAGCCUGCAGAAAGAACAGCUCCAGAAGCAGAAGGAGUCCGAGGGUUCCCAUGGAGAAGGCAAGAUGGAGGUCCCAGCCUCAGACCCACAGCUGGAAGCAGAACAGCCUCCCAGUCUGCCCAAUGGUGAUCCUCCUGCUGAACUUCAACUGAGCCUGUCGGAGCAGUCAGCCAGCGAGUCUGCCCCAGAAGAUCAGCUGGACCGUGAAGAUGACUCCCGGGCCGAGGAGCCCAAAACUGAAAAGAGCCCUGGAUCUGAGAGCAAGGUGCUGGGCUGCAAGAGGGGCAGCCCUAAGGCAGAUUCUCCAGGCAGCCUGGCCAUAACGCCUGCAGCCCCAGGGGGCAGCCUCCUCGGUCCUUCCCACUCCUACUCCUCGUCCCCACUCAGCCUCUUCCGUCUCCAGGAGCAGUUCCGCCAGCACAUGGCCGCUACCAACAACCUGGUCCACUACUCGUCUUUUGAAGUGGGAGGUCCCGCUCCUGCAGCGGCUGCAGCUGCAGCUGCUGCGGUGCCCUACCUAGGGGUCAACAUGGCCCCACUGAGCUCCCUACACUGCCAGUCCUAUUACCAAUCCCUGUCAGCAGCAGCUGCUGCCCACCAGGGUGUGUGGGGGUCCCCAUUGCUGCCAGCGCCCCCCACAGGCCUGGCACCCGCCUCAGCUGCCCUGAACAGUAAAACCACGAGCAUUGAAAACCUUCGCCUCCGGGCCAAGCAGCACGCUGCCUCCCUGGGACUUGAUACACUCCCCAAUUGACUGUCUGGCUUCCAACCCAACCCUGGUCUUGGGUGUACCCAUCUCGGUCCCAUGGUUAAUCCCAGAAGGCUCUCCAAAAAUCUCUCAGAACUAACUUUGAGAGCCCAGGGAUGCUUGGGCCUGGAGUCCUUUCACCCUGUCUCCUUUCUUCAGAGUCCCAACCCCAAGUGAAACCCAUACACCCUCUGCAUGGCCCUGCUUGGACCCCCAUGGAGGUCAAAUGGGGAGGAGGUGAGCAACUGGCUAUACCCCCUCCUCAGUGUUGCCUCCUCCCUCCUGGUCCCCCACUAGUAAGUUGAUGUGUGGAAUGUGAGAUAUAAAUAUAAAUAUAUAAAACUAUAUUUUCAGGCACUGCCUGCCCCAGGCCCCCUUUCCCUGUUCUCCUCACAUCACUAGCUACUGCUACCCUUACCCCUGAGAUUCACUGGAGCAGUUGUUUUCUCUCUCCCCCCCUUCUCUCUCUCUCUCUCUCUCUCUCUCUCUCUCUCU